Molecule: messenger RNA, 1492 nt
Organism: Prunus mume (Japanese apricot)
Lineage: Eukaryota; Viridiplantae; Streptophyta; Magnoliopsida; Rosales; Rosaceae
Source: RefSeq, a predicted model, not a curated record
CUCUUCUUCAAAUCAGAGGCUUGAAAUUGCUGAGAUGGCAGCUUCAUCAUCACUAUUUUCAACUUCAUUCCAAGGGUUCAUGUCGUUUCAAAAUACAAAUUUGUGCUACAAAGAGUUCAAUUGCAAAUAUUCAAACUUUAUCCGUAAACAAUCCGGUCACUCCAACUCAAAGUACCUCACACAUUCACGGUUGUUUCCCAAUGAGAGAUCAUCAGAAUUUGGACAAAAUGAGAAAUUCUCACAAAAGAAUGGGUUUUUAUGCCGGGCAUUGAAGAUUGAAAAUUUACCUUCCUUUUCAGUGGGGAAGAAAUUUCAACUUACUGAUGUGAUUGAAGCUCAACAAUUUGAUAGAGAUCUUCUCAGUGCUAUAUUUAAGGUUGCACGAGAUAUGGAGAAGAUUGAAAAGAAUUCACCAGGAAGCCAAAUUCUUAAGGGUUAUCUUAUGGCUACUCUCUUCUAUGAACCCUCCACAAGAACUAGGCUUUCCUUUGAAUCUGCAAUGAGACGGUUAGGCGGGGAAGUCUUAACAACUGAAAAUGCAAGGGAGUUCUCGUCAGCAGCUAAAGGAGAAACACUUGAAGAUACUAUAAGAACUGUUGAGGGUUACUCUGAUAUUAUUGUGAUGCGGCACUUUGAGAGUGGUGGCAUUCCUGUAAUCAAUGCAGGAGAUGGUCCUGGACAACAUCCAACUCAGGCUCUUUUAGAUGUCUAUACCAUUGAAAGAGAGAUAGGAAAAUUGGAUGGCAUUAGAGUUGCACUUGUUGGAGAUCUUGCUAAUGGAAGGACAGUGCGCUCACUUGCAUACUUGCUCGCCAGGUAUAAGGAUGUGAAGAUUUACUUUGUCUCUCCUGAUGUGGUGAAAAUGAAGGAUGAUAUAAAAGAUUAUUUGACGUCAAGGAAAAUUGAAUGGGAAGAAAGUGCUGACUUAAUGGAAGUUGCUUCGAAGUGUGAUGUUGUCUAUCAAACUCGCAUUCAACGUGAACGAUUUGGAGAGAGAAUUGACCUCUAUGAAGAAGCUCGAGGCAAGUACAUUGUGGAUAGUCAUGUGUUAGAGGUGAUGCAGAAGCAUGCUGUGGUCAUGCAUCCUCUGCCUAGACUUGACGAGAUUACAGUUGAAGUUGAUGGGGACCCGAGAGCUGCCUAUUUCAGACAAGCAAAGAAUGGCCUCUAUAUUAGGAUGGCUCUCUUGAAACUCCUGCUUGUAGGAUGGUGAGGGAUGCCAUUAGCUUUUUAGUCUUCAAGUUUUGAUUCAACUGAAUAGGAAAAAUAUCUUCAAGUUUUGCCCCUUACUUUUCUUCCUUGGUUAUUUUGAACAAGAGUUCGAAGACAAGCGGCUUACCAACGAAGUUUGGUUUCUUUUGAUUAACUUUUCGAAAGUUCAUUUUAAGCUUCCGUUAGGUCAUGAUUGUAAACACAAAAAUUUAAACAGAUUCCAUCAAAGGCAAUGGAAUUAUUGAGUACCAGAAUGUAAAGCAUGCAUGUUUGUAGAGAA